This is a messenger RNA of Geodia barretti, 204 nucleotides long. NCBI's taxonomy places the organism in Eukaryota, Metazoa, Porifera, Demospongiae, Tetractinellida, Geodiidae. The record is from the annotation of a GenBank genome assembly.
AGGUUCGCCGUCUCCACACGAGAGACUGGAAGAAAUGCGAUGGGGAAAUUCUACACAUGAAAGACACAGUUCCGUGCGUGUGAUAGAAAAUGACUGGCCUUGGCUGGAGUGUUGAGGCCUUCCAAGAUCAGCAACAUCUUCUGGACUAUCUCCUCUGCAAGAGAAAAGGAAGAGAGAUCUCGUGAAUAAAGAUAUAGAGGCAUU